Molecule: messenger RNA, 2408 nt
Organism: Salarias fasciatus (jewelled blenny)
Lineage: Eukaryota; Metazoa; Chordata; Actinopteri; Blenniiformes; Blenniidae
Gene: irx5a
Product: iroquois homeobox 5a
Exons: 3
Coding region: 461-1819 (452 amino acids)
Biological process (GO): regulation of transcription by RNA polymerase II; neuron differentiation; cell development
Cellular component (GO): nucleus
Molecular function (GO): DNA-binding transcription factor activity, RNA polymerase II-specific; RNA polymerase II cis-regulatory region sequence-specific DNA binding
Source: RefSeq, a predicted model, not a curated record
CAGCAUAAGCUUGCCUUUUCCUUCGGUGACUACACCCCGAGAGGAGGAGCGUAGUGUGCAGCGUAGUAGGCGUCAGGAUCCUCAAUUUCCAACUUAGCAUCUUGGCAGGACAUUUUCCCAAGCAAAGCCCCCGUUCGACGGGCAAAAAAAAAAAACUUCUGCACGGGCAUGAGCGCGACGGUGCAACCCAGAUAAGGGAGCAGCAGAAAAACAAACCUCCGACGGACGCUGGUUCAGUGGCUGGCAGCGACCAAAAAUAAUAACAAUCCCCCCCAACACCCAAGCCUCUUUUUUCCCCCCCAAACUCUUUACUUUUUGCCGUCAUCACUGUCAUUAAGAAGGGGGGGACGGGCAGCGGGUCUGCAGACACACAGCUUCUAUGCGCUCCGACAGCAGCGCAUGAGAACAUAAAGGGGGGAAAGUGCGCAAGUUAAGUGGCUGACACUCUCCGGGCUCCAGCAUGGCGUAUCCUCAGGGCUACUUGUACCAGCCGUCCGCAUCUUUAGCCCUGUAUUCGUGCCCCGCGUACAGCACCAGCGUCAUAUCGGGACCCAGGACGGAGGAACUUGGGAGAUCCUCUUCGGGAUCAGCCUUUGCGCCCUAUGCCGGAUCUACCGCGUUCACCAGCGCCUCGCCGGGCUACAACUCCCACUUGCCAUACAGUGCAGACGCGGCGGCAGCUGCCACAUUCACCUCAUACGUGAGUUCCCCCUAUGACCACACCACGGGCAUGGCCGGGUCAAUAGGAUACCACCCUUACGCUGCACCCCUGGGCACCUAUCCCUACGGUGACCCGGCGUACCGCAAAAACGCGACCCGGGACGCCACCGCCACCCUGAAGGCCUGGCUCAACGAGCACCGCAAGAACCCCUACCCCACCAAGGGGGAGAAGAUCAUGCUGGCCAUCAUCACCAAGAUGACCCUCACCCAGGUGUCCACCUGGUUCGCCAACGCCAGGAGGAGGCUAAAGAAGGAGAACAAGAUGACCUGGACCCCGAGGAACCGCAGCGAGGACGAGGAGGAGGACGAGAAUAUCGAUCUGGAGAAAAACGAUGACGACGAGCCAAAUAAGCCCACAGACAAGGGAGACUCCACAGACACAGAAGCAGAUCACAAACUGCUGAACCCAGGAGACAUAGGCUGCGAGAGAUUUAAAGAAGAAAACCAUGGCAAAGACACGGAUCCCCUUCUGAGCGACUCGGAGUUAAAAGAGCAGGAGGAGCGGACUACAGAGUUGCUGCCGGAUUCCGCGAAGCCCACCACCUCGUCUCCCUCGGCGGUGCCCCGGGGGAGCCAGGCCGGGGCGCAGCAGGACAAACCGGCAGAUUUGAGCCAUGCACCGGGAACGGUGACCAGCAACGUGACCUCUGUUAUCCACUCGCCGCCCUCGGCGCCCAAACCCAAACUGUGGUCCCUCGCAGAGAUCGCCACGUCCUCAGACAGGUGUAAGAGCGGCGGAGACGCGCCGCAGGCGUGUCCCGGUCUGGGCCAGAGCGCGGUGAUGGGCAGCGGCGCGUCCCCGUCCCGGUCCUCCCCCCAGUGCCCGCUCCCCAGCAGCACGGUCCUGUCCAGGCCUCUGUACUACACCUCCCCUUUCUACCCCGGCUACACGAACUACGGUGGCAGUUUUGGACACCUUCACAGUAACCACGGCUCGGUGACCACGGGCUCCACGGCACAUUUCAAUGGAUUAAACCAGACUGUGUUAAAUAGAGCAGAGGCUUUGGUAAGAGAGAGCCAGAAAGUCAGAGGCCAAACGCAGGUAGAUCUUUGUAAAGACUCCCCUUAUGAACUAAAGAAAGGUAUGUCAAACAUUUAAUACCUGAAUAUUUUCCACUCACCGCGGACUUUUAUUUAUUUUAUUUUUUUGUGGUUGCGUUAAGGAGAAAAAAAAAAACAGACAAAGAACAAUGAUGAAGCAAAUUCUGAGAACAGUUAUUUUCUGAGUAAAUGCUUAUCCUCAAAUUUUUAGUUUCUGAAUGGUUAAUCCUAAAGUGUAACAUGAAUGGUCUUAAUCGCUGCAGCCGCCUGAGUCUAUUUGUAUUAAAGACUAACAUGUAUAUUUAAUGUAGCAUUUUUGUAUUUAAAAUGGACAACACACUAUCUUUGAAGUAAAUUAUGGAGAAAAAAAAUAUAUACUUGUGCAGCGAUUAUUUGUGGGAGCUUGACAUGUGUUUUGAAGUGUUUCAAGGCCAGCUAAUUUGGAGGAAAUAUUAAUUCAAUUUUACCCUGACAGAUGUUUUCACGGUUAUUUAAAAAUAUAUAUUCAUUGUGGCAGUGAGAGAUCUGACAAACUUGAAGGAAAAGGCCUGAAUUUAACCAAAGGAUGCUGGAUUAUCAAAAACAAUAAAAAAGGGGGAUCGUUCUUUUGUUGGUGCUAAUAUAUAAAUGGAUUAUAUGGAUCAGAA